CGUGUGAUUCAGCUGAAUGAUAAGCAGUUGUGUGAAACUAUACCUAUCCUUAAAAGCAAAGUGAAAAAUUUAGUGUUAUCAAUUCAAGACCAGGAACGGUGUUUCUCCAAACCCUGUGUUGUUCAGUUGAAGUGGAACUCGUCACAAGGAACAAUGAGGAGAGCUGUGCUGCUGUGCUUCAUACUGUGCUGCUCUGGAAUACUGGCAGUAACAAGGCCACCGGGAGUCUAUAUUCAGCCAAGAUACGAUGUGUUUUUCAAAGCUGGAGAAACUGUGGAGAUGCCCUGUGUUGCUGAAGGCAUACCUAACCCCAGGUAUACAUGGGAAAUGAAUGGAAUCAAAUUCAACCCAAGUGGUAAUGAUGACCGUAUGGUCCAGCUCCCUAAUGUUGGGACCAUCGUCAUCAACAGACCAGAAGACAAAGAUGAAGGCAUUUUCCAAUGUUUUGCUGAAAAUGAUUAUGGAAAGUCAGCAACCAUCAAGAUCAAUCUGCGUGAGGCAAAGCUGAAAGAUUUUGAUGUGGAAAUGGACGUGUUUGUCACACCAUAUUUGGGGGAGUCGCAGACCUUGAAUUGCGUGCCCCCUGAGAGUAUCCCCUCUCCUGAUGUGUACUGGGUCAUCAAGGAGCAGAAUGGCAGCUUUACACCCGUCAACUUUGAUGCCAGAGUAACCAUGGACCUUGAGUCUCGUCUACGUUUUACCAAUGUCAAGGCUAGUGAUGGUCAAGAUGGAAAAGCUUAUGCUUGUAUGGCCAUGAAUGGAAUUGUCCGCAAAAACACACAGGGAGCACGCCAGUUUAUUAACCCCCGGGGAUCUUCAGAAGUUCAGCGAGAAGUCACCUACAUGUGGGCUUCCCCCUCUGAUCAUUAUGGACUACGUGGAGAUGAAUUUAGGAUCAAAUGUAUAUUUGCUGGAAAUCCCACACCAGAUGUGCACUGGGAGCGGGUUGAUGGCAAGUCUCUGCCUGACCACGUCAAACAGAGUAGCUUUGGGCAGGAACUUGUGUUUUCGAGUUUGGAGGAUUCGGAUGCUGGAGACUAUGAAUGUUGGGCUACUAAUGAUCAGACUCCACAGAGAGUUCAGAGAACCAUGUCCAUCAACGUGAAAUCCCGUCCCUACUGGAUUGAGGAACCACAAGAUGUUGAGUUGGGUAUUGGAGGGACUGCUCGCUUCAAGUGCCUGGCAAAAGCAGACCCAUCUCCUGAUAUAUACUGGUUUAUCAACAGUGUAGCCUUUGGACAGGCUAACCCGAACAGUCGGAUCAAGAAAAUUUCUAAUGAUGAGGUAAUGGUGGUGAAUGUCACGAAGGAAGAUGCCAUGGUGAUCCAGUGUAAUGUCACCAACAAGCACGGCUACAUCUGGGGAGACGUCUACCUCAACGUACUCUCUGAAGCCCCCACUAUCAUGGUGCCCCCGGCCGCACAGGUGGUGGUUGCAGAAGGCCAAUCAGUCAACCUGACAUGUCGGACCACUGGCAAGCCUGACCCACAGAUCACCUGGUUCAAAGAAGGGCGGCAGAUCACAGGAGGGAGGUAUCGGACUUUACUCAAUGGGGAUUUGCAUAUAGAGAUGGUAGUGUUGGCUGAUGCUGGGAAUUUCUUUUGUGCUGCCGAGAACAUAUAUGGUAGUCAAAAUGCUAGUGGUAUUCUGAUGGUCAGGCGUAAAACUCAGAUUGAGCAGCGACCUCUUGACCUUGAAGUCAAUGCUCAGACGGAUGCCAAGUUCACAUGUUCCGGGACAACAGACCCUGAGGAGGUUCAGAACCUGAAAAUCAAGUGGAUGAAGGACAAUAAGGACAUCACUGCCAAUGACCAAAGGAUGACCACCAACAACCAGGACAACUCGCUCACCAUCAGUGGCACCAUCGUCCGUGACUCUGGCACUUACACCUGUAUUGCUACCAAUGGUCUAGACCAAUCAUUUGCUUCAGCCAUGCUGACAGUCAAAGACCGUCCUGAUGCCCCAGUUAAUACCCGCAUAGAGACUUGUGAGCAGGGCAACGCCACUAUCCGCUGGACUCCAGGCAGCUACAACAACGCCCCUGUCCAAUACUUCAUUGUGCAGUACAACACCACGUUCAGCCCAGACCAGUGGAUCUAUGCCUUGAAAGUGGCGUCCCAGAAGACCAGUGCCAACAUCACGCUGUCACCCUAUGCUAACUACACGUUCCGUGUCCUGGCCUACAACAAGAUUGGGGAGAGUGAUCCAAGUUUCCCCACUGUCAAGAUUUGCAGGACCAACCCAGCUCGACCUCUCCAUCAUCCAGAAAAUCUCCGGACUAUUGGUGAUAGGAAGGGUGAACUCCAUAUUGAAUGGACUACAAUGCCCCAGAUCCAGCAGAAUGGUCCAGGGUUCCAGUAUAUCCUGCAGUUCAAACGGCAGGGUGAUCCGGACUCCUUGAUGCAGACAAAGCCGAUAGAUGAUUGGACUGUCGAUCAUUUCCUUUAUGCAACCUCUGAUGUCUACAGGCCCUACGAGAUCACGCUGAAAGCUAAGAACAGUAUGGGAGAAGCACAGCAAGAUGCUGUCCUCUUCACUGGCUACUCAGGAGAAGAGAUUCCUGGUAUAGUGCCUACUGACCUUCAGGCAACACAGAUUGAGGACACCACGGCCAUCUUGUCUUGGAACUUUGACAUGAGUGUUGUUGGGGUUGAGGCUACUUCAAUAAAUGGAGAGUUCAAAGGAUUCAAAGUGCAAGUAUGGCGCCGUAAUCUCCGAGAAACCACGAUGAGAGAAUGGGACAUAGGCCCGGAGGAAGUAGAAGCAAAUCGUGUUGGUAAUCAAAUCUUUGCCACAGUGGACAACCUUCUCCCAUACACGUAUCUGGAGGCACGGGUUGCGGUCAUGAACAACUACUAUGUUGGCCGACCGACAGACAUCAUACAGUUCCGCACAGAUGAGGGAGUUCCUGGUCCAGUUGAGUUUUUCAAGUUUCGCAACAUCGGUGACAAUCAUUUCAACCUUGAGUGGGGGUCUCCAAUGGAUGAAAAUGGAGAAAUCAUAGGAUAUGACAUUGGAUACCAGAUAGUGUCUGGCCUUGACCUUGGCAAGAUGCAAGACAGAGAGCCACAGAUCAACAAUCGCUUCCAGACAUCUGAGAUCCUGAGUGGCCUCCUCCCUAGCACAAAGUACAGAGUGUACAUCUGGGCUCGGACCUCAAUUGGUCGUGGGGACGGAUACUUCAUUGAGCUGACAACAUCAAAAGCUGGAAGUCCAGAGGCCCCGCGUUACACUAUUGCCAAUAUUGGGGAAACCAAUAUCAACGUGACGUGGUGGGUGAACCCCUACGCUAGGUCCGGGACUGUCAUCUUCGUGGAGUACAGGAAGGAAGGUGCCCCUGAGUGGCAGCGCUCCACAGAUGAGGUCGUCAACACAUUCAAGAACAUCACCGACCUCGAGUCAGGAACCACAUAUGACAUUCGUGUUGUGGCAACCAAUGGCAAGCAGCGGACAGAGUCCUAUAUUGAAAAGGUCACCACCCUUGGAGUCGCUGCAGCAUCGGCUCUCAUUGGCAACAUCGGCUGGUUUAUUGGAAUGCUGGUAGCUCUCUUAGUCCUCAUUGCUCUCGUCAUCCUCGCCUACUGUCUGAUCAAGCGAGGCUUUGAGAUGGGAGGAAAGGGGUCCCCGGACAGAGGGGGUCGUUAUCCAGAAGCUACUUAUACAGGUAUAAGGGUGUCUGGAAAAGAUACUUCUGAUUCAGAACAUGAGCCAUAUACUUCCCGCAUCCCUGACCGGUCCAGUGACUUCGGCCCGGAGCCACGCGGCUACAACAAUGAUUACUAUGAUGACCGAGAUAGAGACAGCUACUACGACUAUGACCGCGAUGCUGACAGCAUGAGGAAGAGUCAGACAUCGCUGAAUGAGAAACGCCCACCAAGCUACUACAGUGACAAGGACCGCUACUCAGGCCAAUACUAUGAUGACGAUGAUGACUAUAACCGUGAUGCAUAUGAAGACUAUGACAGGAAGCCGUCUCACCGAGAUGACGAGAAGUAUGACCGUGAUGACGACCUUCGCUACUCGCCAUCUGGUAAAUCCCCCAGUGGGGGUAAGGCAUCCUCUUCAUUUGUGUGAAAAACAGGAUUUUUUGGCUAGCAAUAAUGUUUACUGUUAAUGUUUUGAAGACAUGUUUAUUUUCGAUAACAUUUGAAGAAUGUCUUUAUUCCAAAACUUUUGUUCUAUUAAUGUUUUUUCAUGACAUUAGGUUAUUGUAAAAUGUUAUGUCAACGGUUUAGCCAGAAGGAAUUCCAUGAUGUAAGUUUAUACCGCAGUGAUGCUCACAGUGUUCGUUGGUCAGAUAACACUGAAGGUCCAUCAUGUUUUGAAGAUCUGUUUUCAUCAUUCUGUUUGCCCCACCCCUAAGGCAGAUAGCCUGAGAGUUGCUCUUGAGGAAGUACUUGCCAUUCUGGAACACUUCCAAAUGGCAGUUACAUCUGAUAUGUACAUAAGAAUCAUUACUAAUUUCUUAGCAAACAAACUCCUUGUUUAGAAGAAGAUGACAUCAUCACCUUCAGAAUCAAAUUCUUUUAAUCACGUGGAUGAGUAACUAAGAGACACUGCACCUAAAUACUGUAUAUUUUAUGGUGCUUCAAUCGCAUCUUUCUUCAAUGUACACAUCCAGGUUCAUCACAAAAAUCCAAAUAGUGUUGAUUAUUUGUUUGUUUUUAAACUUGAAUUUUCUAUAGUAUUGUUAGUUAUGCUAGUACAAGCCACAAUAUUCAUUAUUUAGCAACUAGAUGACAUUUCUUGAGAAUGUCUGUGUUGAGCUUGAUGUACAUACAAACAGUAGAAGAUUAAUCAUAGGUACAUAUCAAUGUAAGUGUUAAUUGCCAUAAUGUACAUAGUGCCCUAUAUUUCAUCAGUGACGAUCAUUCUAGAGUUGAUCAUUGUAAAAUAUAUAAACAUUAUUUUUUACAAUAUAUUUUAAAUGUUUUAUAUUUGAUCAUGGGAUUUUCUCAUAAUUCCUGACUUCAUUAGUGUGUGAGCAUGGCUUAUAUAUACAUUUGUGCAAAAGAAUAUUAUGGAAUUGUCGAAUACAUCCUGAAUAACAAUUAAAAAGUUCAAUUCUCAAUUUGAAACAUGUCAAGAAUUUUCAUAAAUUCUUUUAUUGAUUUGUUGUGUAACAUAAUUCUGUGUGCUUAUAUACUAAUGAGAAAGGCUUCAACCGGGUUAAAGAUAUUUGUGGAAAUCAGUUUAUUUUAAGGCAAAUUGUUUCACACCACUAUUAUUAGAGUCAUUGGGAUGGGAGGGACAUUUUUUACUUGUACAUAGUGGACAUUGUACAAUUAUGAAACAUUUCAUUACAAACAUUCCAGAAUAAAGUUUUGUAAUUAA
Messenger RNA from Haliotis rubra (blacklip abalone), 5334 nucleotides. Its product is annotated as neuroglian-like. The coding region runs from base 154 to 4074 and encodes 1306 amino acids. The transcript has 23 exons. NCBI's taxonomy places the organism in Eukaryota, Metazoa, Mollusca, Gastropoda, Lepetellida, Haliotidae. Gene Ontology annotation, biological process: cell-cell adhesion; brain development. The record is from RefSeq and is a predicted model, not a curated record. Gene Ontology annotation, molecular function: cell-cell adhesion mediator activity.